AAUGGGUCGCUCCGGUGGCCCUAAUGUGACUUCCCGGAUCAGAUCGGGCUACUUGCAUCGGUCUGGGGGGUUACAGGAAGCCCUUACCUUUAUACCAGAAGGCUUUGUGUGGUCUGACUGCUGGUGCUAUUGGGGCUGUGUUGGCAGUCCAGCUGAUUUGGCACUUAUCCGUAUGCAGGCUGAUGCCACUUUGCCUGCUGCUCAGCGCCGAAAUUACUCCAAUGCAUUCCAUACUCUCUAUCGUAUUGUUGGGGUUUUGGCACUUUGGAAAGGUGCAGGCCCUACGGUAGUCAGAGCCAUGGCAUUGAACAUGGGAAUGCUUGCCUCAUACGAUCAAAGUGUCGAGUUUUUCAAGGAUAACCUUGGCUUAGGAGAAGCUGCUACUGUGGUCGGUGCAAGUACCAUUUCGGGUUUCUUUGCCUCAGCUUGCAGUUUGCCUUUUGAUUACGUGAAAACACAAAUCCAGAAAAUGCAACCUGAUGCCACGGGCAAGUAUCCAUACACUGGCUCUUUGGACUGUGCUAUGAAAACCCUCAAGGCUGGAGGACCAUUCAAAUUUUACACAGGAUUCCCCGUGUAUUGCGUUAGAAUUGCUCCCCAUGUCAUGAUGACUUGGAUAUUCCUCAACCAGAUUCAGAAGGUUGAGAAGAAAAUAGGGUUGUAGAGUGUUCUCGUGUGUUGGUGACGGAGGAGUAACGAUGGAGUAGGUUGAUUGCCAAUUAUACAAAUUUGUAGGGUGUGAUUGAAAACAGGAGUUUUAGGAGUUAUGAUUUUAAAGCUCACAAGGAACUUUAUACUUCUGAUUUAAGAAUAAGUGUACCUUAAGAU
Molecule: messenger RNA, 828 nt
Organism: Hibiscus syriacus
Lineage: Eukaryota; Viridiplantae; Streptophyta; Magnoliopsida; Malvales; Malvaceae
Product: mitochondrial dicarboxylate/tricarboxylate transporter DTC-like
Exons: 3
Coding region: 2-664 (220 amino acids)
Molecular function (GO): oxoglutarate:malate antiporter activity
Source: RefSeq, a predicted model, not a curated record